Messenger RNA from Plectropomus leopardus (leopard coralgrouper), 5059 nucleotides. It is a transcript of the gene acss2, whose product is annotated as acyl-CoA synthetase short chain family member 2. Lineage: Eukaryota; Metazoa; Chordata; Actinopteri; Perciformes; Serranidae. Gene Ontology annotation, cellular component: cytoplasm. The record is from RefSeq and is a predicted model, not a curated record. Gene Ontology annotation, molecular function: acetyl-CoA synthetase activity. Gene Ontology annotation, biological process: acetyl-CoA biosynthetic process.
GAAGAAGAGAAGCAGGAGGCGGGCGUCACCGCGGGGACAAAAACAUUUCACCUCCAGCCUCCCGGACGGCAUGAAACACGCUCCGCUGACUGAAAGAAAGCUUUUAAUGUAAUUAUUAGAAAUAUUUUAAAUCUUUGCAGCCUAAAACAGAAGGGCCUCGGCUCCGCGCGCACACUCGUUUCCCUCUUUCUGCUGGAGGGAGCUAGCUUAGCCUGUUAGCUUAGCGGGACAGACCAGUGUCCGUGUGUGCGGGACUCUGGAGCAGCAGGAGCGGACUCAUCCACCCGGAGCUGCACCCGGACUUCACUUUACAACCGCAGCUGCACGGGCUGGGUCCAAACGCGGGUUUUGCACGCGCAACAACAACAAAGCAUCCCGAAAACAAAACAAGGAAGUCUGAAUGAACUUGGCUGCCAGCUAGCACCGAGCUAGCCCUGCAGCUGCAUUGCUCCAUCGUGCUCCUGCAGCUGAAGGACGGAGCCGUGCAGCCUCCUCUCCUUUCCCAAAGCGCCGAUAUCGAUUAAUCGGUGACACCAUCUGGGCGUGCAGUCGAUCUAUCGAUCCGUAUCUAACGGAGGUAACGUCAGACCGUUACUUUAGGUGCUCUGCCUCAACGACUCUGACCUGCGAAGUUGGAAAAGACACAAACGGUGCAGCGAUGAUUCCCGACAAAGCGCCGAAGGAGGACGUCUUCCACGGGUCUGAGGACCUGAGGAAGGAGGCUCACGUCCCCAGCUUUGAGAAAUAUAAAGAGCUCUACCUGAAAUCUAUAGAGAAUCCUGAAGAGUUCUGGGGCGACAUUGCAAAAGAUUUCUUCUGGAAGACCAAACACACGGGUCAGUUUCUCGACUACAACUUCGAUGUGACCAAAGGAGAAAUAUUCAUCAAGUGUAUGGAAGGAGCGUCCACCAACAUCUGCUACAACGUCCUCGACCGCAACGUCCACGAGAGGAAGCUCGGCGACAAAAUUGCCUUCUACUGGGAGGGCAAUGAGCCUGGGGAUGAGCUGACGGUGACCUACAGAGAGCUGCUGCAGAGGGUCUGCCAGUUCGCCAACGUCCUGAAGUCUCAGGGAGUGAAGAAGGGCGACCGUGUGUCCAUCUACAUGCCCAUGGUGGUGGAGCUGGUGGUAGCCAUGUUGGCCUGCGUCCGCAUCGGAGCCGUCCACUGCAUAGUGUUUGCAGGUUUCUCUGCUGAGUCUCUGUGUGAGAGGAUCAUGGACUCACAGUGUUCGCUGCUCAUCACAGCAGAUGGUUUCUAUCGAGGAGAUAAGCUGAUCAACCUGAAAGUCUUAGCUGACGAAGCACUGCAGAAAUGCAGAGACAAGGGGUUCCCAGUACAGAGGUGUAUAAUGCUGAAGCACUUGUCCAAAGAAGCAGAAGAGACUCCUCUGGGCUCUCAGUCUCCUCCGGCCAAACGUCCCUGUCCUGAUCUGCAGCAGGAGAAACAGGGGAGAGUAAGGAAAACACGUCCUGUUCCGCAGGUCCCGUGGAACCUCGAGGUGGAUUUGUGUUGGCACACUUUGGUCUGCGGAGCUUCAGACGAGUGUGAACCAGAGUGGUGCAAUUCUGAAGAUCCUCUCUUCAUCCUCUACACCAGCGGCUCAACGGGCAAACCUAAGGGAGUCCUCCACACAGUCAGCGGCUACAUGCUCUACACUGCCACCACCUUCAAACUGGUGUUCGACCACCAGCCCGACGACAUCUACUGGUGCACGGCGGACAUCGGCUGGAUCACCGGACACUCCUACAUCACCUACGGCCCGCUGGCUAACGGGGCCACCAGCAUCCUGUUUGAGGGCCUGCCGACGUACCCGGAUGUGAGCCGUAUGUGGGAGAUUGUGGACAAAUAUCACGUGACCAAAUUCUACACGGCUCCGACCGCCAUCAGGCUGCUGAUGAAGUACGGCAAGGAGCCGGUGCAGAAGUACAAGCGAGAGUCUCUGAAGAUUUUGGGGACGGUGGGAGAGCCCAUCAACCCUGAGGCGUGGCAGUGGUACUACACCGUGGUGGGAGAGAAGAGAUGUCCGAUUGUCGACACGUUCUGGCAGACAGAAACUGGUGGACAUGUGUUGACUCCUCUGCCUGCAGCCACACCCAUGAAACCCGGCUCUGCGACGUUCCCGUUUUUCGGAGUGGUGCCGGCCAUCCUGAAUGAGUCUGGAGAAGAGCUGGAGGGGCCGAGCGACGGAUACCUGGUGUUCAAACAGCCGUGGCCGGGUGUGAUGCGGACGGUGUACGGAAACCACCCGAGGUUUGAAACCACCUACUUCAAGAAGUUUCCUGGAUACUAUGUUACAGGAGACGGGUGCCGCAGAGACAAGGACGGCUACUACUGGAUAACAGGGAGGAUAGACGACAUGCUGAAUGUCUCCGGUCACUUACUGAGCACCGCCGAGGUGGAGUCGGCUCUGGUGGAGCACGAAGCCGUCGCCGAGGCUGCUGUGGUGGGACGACCUCAUCCUGUCAAAGGAGAGAGCCUCUACUGCUUCGUAACGCUCACUGACGGAGUGACGUUCAACAAAACGCUGGAGGCAGAACUCAAACGGCAAGUGCGGGAGAAGAUCGGUGCCAUCGCAACACCAGACUACAUCCAGAAUGCUCCGGGGCUCCCCAAGACUCGAUCUGGUAAGAUCAUGCGACGGGUGCUCCGCAAAAUCGCCUGUGACGAGCGAGACCUGGGCGACAUCUCCACGCUGGCCGACUCCUCGGUGGUCGAGCAGCUCUUCCAGAACAGAUGCUGCACCGGCGUGUGACGGCCCCCGGGAUCCUCGCAGGGAGGCUCCGACUGCAGCCGCACGCCAGCGGCCACCAACCCAACCAGGGAAGAAGAAGAGGAAGAAGAAGAAGAAGAAGAAGAAGAAGAAGAAGGAGGAGAAAUCCCAUGAACUUGGUCUUGUCCAACAAACAACCUUUAGCUCCUGAUGAGUACGACCGGUGUGCACUAAAAUGACCCCGCUGUCCUUUAACGUAAGAAAAAUCAGCAGCAGGCAGAGACACAACGUCUGUCUGGUUUCCCACUUCUGUAAAAGUAGAAAUAAGUCAAACGGCAACGAAGGAAACGCAAGAAUGAAUACGUCGAUUGGUCUGUCGAUUUAAAUGUUUUCCGCAGCCUGACAGAGUUGCUGCUGCUUUUAAAAACAAGGCGGUGGUGUGUUUGAGAGAAGCCAGAGGUUGUUUCUGUGAAAGACCGACCUGCAGUCCAGCUGCGUGGAAGAGGCAGAACAGGCUAACCUUUUGUUUUAACCUCAUGUUUCAGCCAAUAAUACGCAGCGAUAUCUGCAACUAACUGCUCCGUAAAAACAGUACCUGUGUCGUACUGUUGCACCACAGAGAGUUUUUGUUUCCCACCGUGGAAUCAGGCUGACGUGAAGUGCUACCUGUAACUGCCUUUAGUUAAAACAGCCGAAUGUCUCCUCCCCUCGCUCGCUGCCAUAGUACUCUUAUGUACACUGAUGAUUAGCUAAGUCUGGGAACGCUCAAUAUUUCUACCAGUUUUAAUUUCUAUUGUCAUUUUCUAAAAAAGAAAUUUAAAAAAAGUAGAUUUGUGUAAUUUUCUUUGUUUUUAUUCUCCUAAUUUUUGACAUAGGAUUUGUUGGGUUUGUCUGUCAGUGUGUCUGCACGCUUUUAUGUUCUUCUUUGUGUUUAAUUUGCAGAGAAGUGAUCGGCCCCCCUUUUUUUUUGUUCAGUCUGGUGGAAACUGGGAAAGUGUGUUCAGCGUCAUGUAGCUCAGGAGCUCCUCUCACAAAAGCCCCAAACCAGCUGCAGGUCUGAUACUCAAAAGGGAACACAAAACAAAAAAAAAACCUUUCUAAUUUAGUCUUGUCAUGUUAGGUAGUGUCAUGUUUCCAGACUGAGAAUGAGAUAACAUGGAUGUGAAUAACCAGUUUAUGAGGCUCAUCCAGGUUAUGAUUAUUUUCGGGAUGUGGCGUUCACACAGGUUUCUUUCAGAGUACUCCAGCUAGUAUAAUCGGGUUUCUCAUAAACGGAAUAUGGUGUUUACAUGCUCAAACGCAUAAAAGGGAUAAUCCAAAAACCUGAUCGUAAAUGGGUUAUUCAUGUCCAUGUAAACACACGCGAUGUUUCAUUAUAAGUUCAGAUUUUACCGAUUUCUCUGAUGAAAACAAGGUACCAGAGUCAAUCCUAAAUGGCUGUAAUUAUGUGAACGAAAAUUUAAAUUUGGUUAGUCUGAGCAUGAUAGGGUUCGGUUUUAAAAAUAAUACAGAGUGAAGUCCAAAGUCAAGAGUAAGAAAUUUGUGUCUUUUUUUCACUGCUUUGUUUUUUUGUGUUCCUGUUGACAAGAAUACAUCAGAGUAUUUAAAGCUUGCUUAGGCAGAAAUCUGGAAAAGGCUAAAAAAUGUGAAAAUAUACCUUCCUCAGGCAGUUCUCUGUCCUGAGGCUCUCGCACGGGACAACUGUUGGUGAAAUUUAGUGUUUUAAUGGGAUUAAGUUGACAAUAAUGAAAGUAUUAUUUGACUUCUCCAUCCUUUUUCGUUUUUUCGAAUAACAUUUCUGUCAGUCUGUGGGUCAAAAAACAGGGAUUUCCAAUCGAAAGACUUAAUCUUGAACUUCUUUCAUCCCAUGCUAAGCAAGUUUUCAUUCACAGCAUAAAACUGAGUCAAAUCCAUCAUUCUGAGCUAAUUUGGGGCUUUUAAGGUUUCUAUAGUAGACGACGUCUGUAAUUGUGAGAAUGACUGAUAUUGUGCGCUUUGAACCAGAAACAGGACCUCACAGAGAUUUAAUCAGAUUGAUUUUUUUUAAUGUUUUUGAAUUUGUUGCUGAUUGUGUCUCAAUGUGCCAACCUCAGUAACAGUGGAGCUGGAUGUAUAGAGCAGAUAAUUGUAUCUAAUGUGGAGGGAAAAAAAGUGCAGCUGCUUAUUUGAUUUAGAAGCUUUUUAUUUUUGUUUGUAUUAUAACUCGGGUGAAGGAAAGACAAUUUUGAUGUUUGUAUUUUUUUUUGUUUUUCUCUCUGUUCAUCCUCAGUUUGUGUUGUUUUCAUUUCUCUGUUUGUAUCGACGUUGUAUGCAAUGACAGUAAACGGACAUGACUACUGCCUCUCA